ACCAUUGUGUCAAAGGGACAGCACCAAAAGGCAAAAGGAAGAAGACCAUGGCAAAGAAGGUGGCAGUGAUUGGAGCCGGGGCCAGUGGCCUGGUCUCUCUGAAGUGCUGUGUGGAUGAGGGGCUGGAGCCCACUUGCUUUGAGCGAACUGAAGAUAUUGGAGGGCUGUGGAGGUUCAAAGAAAAUGUUGAAGAUGGCCGAGCAAAUAUCUACCAAUCUGUCAUCACCAACACCAGCAAAGAAAUGUCUUGUUUCAGUGAUUUUCCAAUGCCUGAAGACUUUCCAAACUUCCUGCACAAUUCUAAGCUCCUGGAAUAUUUCAGAAUUUUUGCCAGAAAGUUUGAUCUCCUAAAAUAUAUUCAGUUCCAGACAACUGUCCUCAGUGUGAAAAAAUACACGGAUUUCUCAUCUUCUGGCCAAUGGGAGGUUGUUACUGAGAGCAACAGCAAGAAGCAAAGUGCUGUCUUUGAUGCAGUUAUGGUUUGCAGCGGCCAUCACAUCCUCCCUCACAUCCCACUGGAGUCAUUUCCAGGUAUUGAGAGGUUCAAAGGCCAGUGUUUCCAUAGCCACCAAUACAAGCACCCAGAGGGACUUGAAGGGAAACAUAUCCUGGUGAUUGGACUAGGAAACUCGGCCUCAGAUAUUGCCAUUGAGCUGAGUAAGAAGGCUGCUCAGGUAUUUAUCAGCACCAGACAUGGUUCCUGGGUCAUGGGCCGUAUCUCUGAAGAUGGCUAUCCCUGGGACAUUGUGUUCCACACCCGGUUUAGGUCCAUGCUCCGAAAUGUCCUGCCACAAACAAUUCGAAAAUGGAUGAUGGAACAGCAGAUGAAUCAGUGGUUCAACCAUGAAAAUUAUGGCCUUGAGCUUCAAAACAAAUAUCUUAUGAAAGAACCUGUAAUAAAUGAUGAUCUUCCAAGUCAUAUACUCUAUGGAGCCAUCAAGGUGAAACCAAGAGUGAAAGAGCUCACAGAAACUUCUGCCAUCUUUGAAGAUGGAACAGUGGAGGAGAAUAUUGAUGUUAUUGUCUUUGCAAUGGGAUAUACUUUCUCUUUUCCAUUCCUUGAAGAUUCACUUGUUAAAGUAGAGGAUAAGAUGGUCUCACUGUAUAAAUACAUGUUCCCUCCUCACCUGGAGAAGUCAACUCUGGCGUGCAUUGGUCUCAUCCAGCCCCUAGGUUCCAUUUUCCCAACUGCCGAACUUCAAGCUCGUUGGGCAACCAGGGUUUUCAAAGGCUUGUGUACCUUGCCCUCAGCGAGGACUAUGAUGGCAGACAUUAUCAAGAGGAAUGAAAAAAGAAUCGAUCUGUUUGGAAAGAACCAGAGCCAGAUACUUCAGACCAAUUACAUCGACUACUUGGAUGAGCUCGCCUUAGAGAUAGGUGCAAAGCCAGACGUCCUAUCUCUCUUGCUGAAAGACCCCAAACUGGCUGUGAAGCUCUAUUUUGGACCCUGCAACUCCUACCAGUACCGCCUCACUGGGCCCGGGCAGUGGAAGGGAGCCAAGAGGGCCAUCCUCACCCAGAAACAACGGAUAUUGAAGCCUUUAAAGACACGGGCACUAAAAGCUUCAUCUGAUAUCCCGGUUUCCUUUCUGUUGAAAAUUGUGGGGCUUCUUGCUAUUGUUGUAGCCCUUUUUUUUCAGCUUCAGUGGUUCUAAUUGGUCAGCAUAAAGCUUUUGAUUUUAGUGUCAGUCAGUUCCUCUUAAAAAAAAAAGACAAAGAAAAAAUAUGAAAUCUAGAUUCUAUAUUUCAGAGUCGAGAGGAACAGAGAGAGGCGGUUGUAGAGAAUUAGCAGAAUUAGGUCCAUGUUAAAACACUAAAAUGGUGUCAUGAAAUUUCUUUGCCACUCCACCCUUCCCUCAAGUUCAUCAGACUCUCCAAAAGGACAAUUAAAUAGCACUGGCUAAAUAGUGUUGCCAGGCCCCAUAUAAGAGGGUUGUGUGGAAAAAAUAGAAAUACGCAGAAUGAAAAGCAAGCCCCAUGGUUUAAAACAUUGGAAAAUUUCAAUGGUGGGUAAAUAUUUAAACUCUUGCAUGAUGUUCUUGAUAGUCUUCCUACCCGGACUCUUUUGGUAACAAAAUUCUCAGGUGUUAGGUCAUGCUCCAUAUCCUUAUCAGGGAGUCACUCAAAAAUCCUGGAGGAAAAUAUGAGAGGCUAGACUCGAAAGCGAUGGUGAUGAUCAGACAGACUCCUUGGGCCUCAUGGUGAAAGCAAAGCCAAUAGGCACAUUUCUUAUGUUUUGACAGAAACACUGCUAUAAAAAUAAAAAUAAACCUGCAGUAACAGCUAUAUACACAUUCAGUACUUUCCAUAGACCAGACAUUGUGCUCAGUGCACACUGUAUGUAUUAACUUCAUUUAAAUCUCACAAUAAUUCUGUGAGAUGGAUGAGGCUAUUCUACCCAUUUUAUAGAUGAUGAAACUGAGACUCAGAGCAGUUGGGUAACAUGUUCAAGACCAUACAGCUGGUCUUGCCGGGCAGCCAGGAUUGGAACCCAGUUUUGCUUGAUUCUGGAACUGUGGAUCAUAACCUUUCCCCAGAAUAUACUUAUUUACAAAACAACUAUUGCAGAUAAAGUACUUACUAACAGUUUAUUUUAUUUAUAAUCACAUAUAUGUUGCUUUUGGAGGAACUUAACACAGAUAACAGCACACUUCUUGCAAAUAUGAUCAAUUAAUUUUAUUCAUAAUAUUUUGGUUUAUAGUCCAGUCAGAUCUAAAAAGCAUUUGAUGGAAUUUACAAUGAAACAUACCUAGGGCGCCUGGGUGGCUCAGUUGGUUAAGCGACUGCCUUCGGCUCAGGUCAUGAUCCUGGAGUCCCGGGAUCGAGUCCCGCAUCGGGCUCCCUGCUCGGCAGGGAGUCUGCUUCUCCCUCUGACCCUCUUCCCUCUUGUGCUGUCUCUCAUUCUCUCUCUCAAAUAAAUAAAUAAAAUCUUUAAAAAAAAAAAAAAAAAAGAAACAUACCUAUACAAGAACAUUUAAGAUGAUCAUUGACAUUUUGAAAAAACAAGCAUUGAGGACGAAGUAUAUGUCCCAAGUAGAUGAAAAGCAUUAUAAUGAUUGAGCCUUGUAUUUAGCUCUCACCUAUAGGUAAACAAGGCAAAAAGUGAAACAAUAUGUAAUCUCCGUCAUUUGAUAAAAGGAAGCAUACCAGUUUGUUAGACACAUUUUCUUGGAACUGAAAUCUAAAAAAGAUACAAGCAAUUCAGUGUCAAUAGACAUUGAGCAACAGAAUAAACAGAUGGUUUAUCAACCCACUACAGCCAUUCUUUCCAUGAACUGUGCUUUGGAAGAUAAGCUAUGCCCUAAACCCAGCCCAAGGACUUUUGAAGAGGGAAAAGGUCAGAGAUUAAAGAUUUAGGCAAAUUUCUCCUCUUACUCUUCCAAAGUCUGUGCAGACAUUGUUCUUUCCUUUGGCCUGGAUUUGUCUCUAAAGUGCCCAGACCAAUGUAAUGGCAAUCUCUGUCAGUGGAAGCUUUAUUUCUUUAAAGUCCAUUGAAAUGGACUUGUUUCAUUCAUCAUUACCACUACCCAGGGAAGUAACUAUGGUCAUUAUCCUACUCCUACAGUGGACUAGAUUGGGAAACAAGUGUCGGGUUGAUACCGAAUCAGUGGGGAAAAAUAGCUCCAUUAGGACAAAAUUAUUAUUAAAUGUAUAACCUUGAAAUUUUUAGAAAGAGCUUAAACUCUUGAAAGUUUUCCAAAUAUUCUAUCUUUUAAAAAACAUAAACAGUUCAUUUCCAGAGUCUGAGAUGACUAAGAAAGACUCAUCCAAGUUUAUUCUUCUGCCUCUAUACACCAGGAAACAGGAAACUAUCCCAGACAAACCAACUAGGAUAGUUUGUUCCAAACUACGACCCACAGACUACCUGCAUCAGAAUAUCUCAGGGAGCUUAUAGAAGGGCAGAUUUUUAAAUACAAAUGCAGUAAUAAUUCAGACCUGCUGAAUGAGAGUCUCCCCUGGAAUUUCCAGUCUUGACAAGCUCCCUAGAAGAUUCCUGUGCACAUUAAACUUAAAAACCAUUGGUUUGAGGUAUCGCCAAAAAAGCUGCUUUCAGAGAUCAGUCCAUGACUUUUUCCGCUCCUCAGGGCCAAAUUCUCCCUUCGGUUCAGCCUUGGUGCUUCUAGUUGCAAUUUACGAUGUUCUUCUCCUGUAAAGAAUGUUAACGUUAUCACCCUCCUCCCAAAUCUCCCCCUGCGAUGUUCCCUUUACUAACCUUUCAUUUUAACUACCCUUCUCUCUGUGAUAGCUACUCAGUUUUUCUUACCAAAAGCCAAAUAUGUCCCAUUUGCUCAUUGCAGAAAAGUUAAGAUAUUUUAAAAAUAAAACUCUUGGACUGCGACAUGUAACAAAAUUUCUAAUAAUAAAGAUUUCAAAAGCUUAACCCACAAAGAAUCCAAUGUUCAUAUUACAGUAAGGAUGGCAAAGGAAGAUCCUUCCUUAUAACUGGCUGCUUCCUUCGUCCUGGAAGAUGCUGCUACACCAGUACAACCCCCAAUGCAGAGCUGUUGGCCAUUUUCUGGAGGCGGAAUGUGUUUACACAGAACAUAACUCACUUUCUUGUCUGGUCUGCCUUAUGACCAGAUUAUGGAUCAAUGAAGCUUAAAAAAAAAAAAAAAGUCUCUUGGGAUUAGAUUCUUGUAAUCCAGGUCAGAAGCUGAAAUGAGAUUGAACAUGCAAGGCUUUAUUAAGGAAAAUGCCUGUAUGAGGGGGAAAAUAGGGAAAGUGCAGGAAGUAAUCAUCAGAGAGUCUGCCUCUGAAUGAAGGAGAGACAAAAGAAGGUUGGGGUAGAAACAUCCCUGACUGCUGUGCAGUCCAAGGAAGAUGCAGCAGAGCCACUGGGGAGUCCUCAAGCCAUCAAAGAAUCCUGACUCUCCCACGUGUAUGGCUGGCAGCAACUCCUGGG
Messenger RNA from Mirounga angustirostris (Northern elephant seal), 4903 nucleotides. RefSeq names its product flavin containing dimethylaniline monoxygenase 2 (gene FMO2). Bases 48 to 1655 code for a protein of 535 amino acids. The record is from RefSeq and is a predicted model, not a curated record. NCBI's taxonomy places the organism in Eukaryota, Metazoa, Chordata, Mammalia, Carnivora, Phocidae. Gene Ontology annotation, molecular function: flavin adenine dinucleotide binding; N,N-dimethylaniline monooxygenase activity; NADP binding. The transcript has 9 exons.